GCAUGCAUGAAGUGCACCCGUGUCGUGCAACAUCCGAGGAGGGCAGAAGAGGGCAUCGGAUCCCCCGAAACUGGAGCUAGGACAGUAAACCGCCAUGUGAUGUGAAUAAUGGGAAUCGAACCCAGGUCCUCGAUAAAAGCAGCAGGAGCCAUUCAGAAUCCCAGACGCCUAAACGUGAACACGUGCUAACGACCACGUGGGCAGGUCUGGCGGGACAAGUAUGGUCACUCAGGUCUCAACACUCCGAGGAGGCGUGGGUAACUGCUUUUGGGGCAUUGAUGCCGCUGUUUGGAGGGCUUGGGUUCUUCUGGCCCAGGUCCAUAGUGAGGCUGUAACCAUAUAUGGCCGCAGUCACUACGCAUCAAGCAACCGGCUGGACGUGGGGCCCUGUAGUCCCUGCCAGACUUCGAACCUCUGGUGCCAGGAAACCACCGCUAGAGCCACAGCUCAACCCUUGAACCCCAGCCUCCAGCUGGUCCACGUGCAACCAGCGAAGUACAGCAGCGCCUGCGCACUUCCGGUGGAGCGCCAACGCCGGCAACGAGGCAUCGUGGGACCUGUAGUUCUUCCGGAAAGAACCGCCUCGAGCGGGGUGGCCGCGCUGCAUGUUGGGAGCUGUGGCGCCGCGCGGCAUGCUGGGGACGCAGGCACUCCAGGGGCGUGCAGGCCCCUUCAGGUCCUAACCGUGCCGCGUCGUGGGUUUCGGAGGACUUUCGCCCACGCCAUACAAGCAACGGGCGCUGGAGUCACCCCUUGCCAUUGCUGCAGCGAACGCCUGAUUGGAGAAGAGAUGAUGGCUUCCUCCUGGUCGCCGACUGAGGCCCGUUACGUCACUCGGAGGCGCAGUCGUACGCCGCCGCGUGCGUCCCGGGGGCUUCUGGGUAGCGGCUUACCCCCGCCCCCUGCGUCAGCGUCUUCCUUUCACUCCCCGCCGCCGCCGAGGUCGCACGCGUGAGGCCUGUCCACCGCAGCAGCCAUGCGCUACGUCGCCUCUUACCUGCUGGCCGCCCUCGGGGGCAACUCCUCCCCCAGCGCCAAGGACAUCAAG
Messenger RNA from Nannospalax galili (Upper Galilee mountains blind mole rat), 1048 nucleotides. RefSeq lists its product as uncharacterized. The transcript has 2 exons. NCBI's taxonomy places the organism in Eukaryota, Metazoa, Chordata, Mammalia, Rodentia, Spalacidae. Bases 221 to 955 code for a protein of 244 amino acids. The record is from RefSeq and is a predicted model, not a curated record.